UCACUUAAUAGGAAUAAUGUUUCCAACAUGUCUGUGCAGUCGCUGCUUUGUGAAAGGAUUGCCAUUGCCAAGGAAUUGAUCAAGAGAGCAGAAGCCCUUUCCAAGUCCCAGAAGAGGAGAAUAGAAGGUGGCGCAAAAUUAUGUGGCAAACUGAAGGCCGAGUUAAACUUCUUACACAAGGUGGAGGCAGGGAAGGUGGCCAUUAAAGAAUCUCACCUACAGAGUACAAACCUUACCCAUCUCCAAGCCAUUAUCCAGUCAGCAGAGAACCUGCAGGAUAUUGUCAGUGUUCUCCAUGUCUUUGCUUACGAGGACAGGUUUGGAGACAGACAGACACUGGUGGUAGAUGUUGUUGCCAAUGGAGGUCACACAUGGGUGAAGGCCAUUGGUCGGAAGGCUGAGGCCCUGCAUAACAUCUGGCUGGGGAGAGGCCAGUAUGGUGACAAAAGCAUCAUUGAGCAGGCAGAGGACUUCCUGCAAGCAAGCCGUCAGCAGCCGGUGGAAUACAGCAAUCCCCACAUCAUCUUCGCAUUCUACAACAGUGUGUCCAGUCCCAUGGCAGAGAGACUCAAGGAGAUGGGAAUAUCUGUGCGAGGAGACAUUGUGGCUGUGAACUCACUGGCGGAGCCAUCUACAGAAAACCAGCACCUUAGUGCCAGUGAAUCAGAUGAAGAAGGCCUUGAGCUCCUGCAAGUGACCAGAGUAGACCGGGAGAACUUAGUGGCCAGCCUUGCUUUUCCUACCCAGAUCAAAGUAAAUGUGUGCAAUAGAGUUAACUUGGACAUUACUACCUUAAUAACUUACGUCUCUGCUCUGAGCUAUGGUGGCUGCUACUUCAUCUUCAAAGAAAAAGUGCUAACGGAGCAAGCGGCUCAAGAAAGGAGGGAGAGAGUCCUGCCCCAGCUGGAGGAAUUCAUGGAGGGGAAAGAGCUCUUUGCUUGUCAAUCUGCUGUCAGAGAUUUUCAAUCCAUCUUGGAAACGCUGGGAGGACCUGCGGAGAAAGAGCGAGCUGUGCUGCUUGUUAAAAGAAUUAACGUGGUGCCAGAUCAGCCGUCUGAGCGUGCCUUAGGAUUAGUGGCCAGUUCAAAAGUCAACAGCCGUUCUCUUACCAUUUUUGGGACGGGAGACACUUUAAAAGCCAUCACCAUGACUGCAAAUAGUGGUUUUGUGAGGGCAGCGGCAAACCAAGGUGUCAAGUUCAGUGUUUUUGUCCAUCAGCCCCGAGCAUUGACAGAAAGCAAAGAAUCUGGUGCCACACCUUUGCCAAAGAGCUGCCCACCUGAUAAUGAACCAUAAGUCAUUGAAUGAGUUAGUCGUUGAAAUACUGCAGGUAUUUGGAGAAACAAG
Molecule: messenger RNA, 1347 nt
Organism: Apaloderma vittatum (bar-tailed trogon)
Lineage: Eukaryota; Metazoa; Chordata; Aves; Trogoniformes; Trogonidae
Product: chromosome unknown open reading frame, human C7orf25
Exons: 1
Coding region: 28-1296 (422 amino acids)
Source: RefSeq, a predicted model, not a curated record